CCUUAGGUUAUUGCUAAUGUUUUGAGUCAGCUAUCUGCAGCGUGUUACAUGUUUCCGUCGUUGUUAACCGGUAAAAAUGGAAGUGACAGCAGCCCGCCGCUCGUUUCUUUGCGAUAUCGGCUUCUGGGCAGACCGCACUGCUCUGCAUGAAGCUGCGUCCCAUGGUAGGGCUCUGCAGUUGAAGCAGCUGAUAGAAAGUGGAGCCUGUGUCAACAUGGUGACUGUGGAUAACAUCACUCCGCUACAUGAAGCCUGCAUACAGGCUCAUCCAAACUGUGCUCGCCUGCUGCUGGAGGCUGGAGCCCAGGUGGAUGUACGAACCAUCCAUGGCAGUACACCUCUUUGCAACGCUUGUGCUGCUGGCAGCCUGGAAUGUGCCAAGCUGUUGUUGGAGUAUGGAGCCAAAGUGAAUCCGUCCCUCACAGCUCUCACUGCCUCACCGCUCCAUGAGGCUUGCAUACAAGGUAAUACUCAAGUUGUGAGGUUGAUGAUAACCAGUGGUGCCAAGCUGGAGGCAUUCGAUGUCCACUUUGGCCCUCCCCUUCACAUAGCAUGUGCUAAAGGACAUAUGAAUUGUGUCAAGGAGCUGCUAACUGCAGGUGCUAAUGUGAAUUCAGUGAAGUUCCAUGAAACAGCGUUGCAUCACGCAGCUCGGGUCAACAUGGUGGAAAUGAUUGAGCUGUUGGUGGAGUUUGGAGCCAAUGUGUAUGCCAGCGAUAACCUGGGAAGAAAGCCUAUAGACUACACAACACCUGCAUCUCCCUCAUACACCUGCCUCAAGUCUUAUGAAAGUAAUCCUUUGAGCCUGCAGCAGCUUUGCAGAAUUGCUAUGAGGAUGAUGUUGGGUACCAGAGCAUCAGAGGUCAUAAGUCAGCUGAAUAUAUCCCACCGUAUCCACAGCUACCUCCAGUACUGUGAUCAUCCCGCAUCACUAAGACUGACACAUGAACAUUAAAAAAAAAAAUGGAAAUACAGUAGAGGCUGAAAUGAUAGAACAAGUUAUAUUUUCCUAAAAUUCAAAGUAACUGCUUAUUUCAGUUUAAAGUUACCAUAGCCAGACUAAAAGGGGUUUAAUUGAAGCAUAUUUCAUCAUUUGAAAAUAUUCAAAAUCACAGUUUUUAGAAAAGCCAAGUGUGAAAAUGUAAACAGCACUGUGAUCAUAAGUAGAUCAUAACAGUUAUCAGUGCUAAUCUGGCAUGUGCUUGAUUUAUUUACACUAAUACAUUCAAGUCCCUUCCAAAUUGCUCCUCAUUCACAUACAACAAAUGUACAAGAGAACAGGAUGAAAAUCACUGUGAAGAGUUGGUUCAGUUAAACCUCACUGCCUAAUGGGGGUGAAGUAUUUUCUUUAUAUACUUCAUCUCGCUGCCUGAGAGAAUUUGGACUGAAAGUCUGCGCUGCAGCAACCAAACCUCUCAUCACCAGAAAGAAUCAAAAGGCUAACCUAAACCACAUCCAGAUAGUUUCCCCUACUUUAAAACCAUUAAAGAGCAUCAAUAAGGCUCGUGGUGAAACUUAACUCAGCACAAUUACUGAAGUACUUGGCUGAAAAACUGAUGUAUUAUUAUGUCAUGCUGCUUUCUGCUUACAUUUUGCAUGCAGUACUGCACUUUUACUGCAUACCAUUUGUUUCAAAUCUUUAGUUGUUAUUUUGCAGAAUCAAAAUAUAUUGUACUAAUGUAUCUCUUAUUAAUGCAUUACUGUAGAUAAAGCUACUGCACUAUAUAAGGAUUAAAAUAGCCUCCAGCUGCAACAUUGAAGUGAUAUACCCAUCAAUGAAUCAAUAACUAUGAUCCAAUAAUGCAAUGUAUGUGGUUGUGCAUUGGUUUUAUUGCACAGAUUUUAAUACAUAACCUUUGUUCUGUUAUAUAUUCCUUUCACUUGAGUGAAUGAUCUAAUGCAGAGUUGCCAUUUUGCAAACCAGGUAUUUAAUACAAACCAAUUUCAGAUUCUAGUGCAAUGCCACUUUAUAUGUAAUUUGAGCCCAACUGAUGUAGGAUUUAUAACACUGAUACAGAUAUUUGGUGAUUUAAAAAUCCAGUAUUGUGAUGUAUUGGCCACAAACAAACACACUUGGCUAACAUUUGUUAUGUGUAGUUAUUUCUGAAUCCUUACUAAGAUAAUAUGACAGUGUUUAAAAAUAAAUGUAUUUUACAGUUGCAGUACUUUGCGGAUUUCUCAUAACUCUGCCUGAUAUUGCUCAGAUCAUCUGGUUGUUGUGUUUGUUGCAUUGCAAAGCAGUGUUCCCAUCCGGAAAUUUGCAGAGUGCGCUCUGAUGCCCAAUCUGUGCAUAACGUUGUUGAAGGGUGUUUCUCCCAUCUUUACUUUUUAAAUUUCCACAUUUCUGCCAUUAUAAAUGCCAAUACUGAUAUAUAUCAACAAAUAGCUAAUACUGGCCGAUAUAUUGGCUGUAUGACUGCACAGGGUUUUACAUGACCCUGAAAAUCAUACCAAGAUUCAACAUUUAUUUAUGAUCAAAUAUAACUAAAUUAAAAUUCUAGUAAAAUAGUGCUAUAGCCCAGCUAAUAUUUCUUUAAAUUGUGAGUGAUGAAGGUCAGAAACAUUUAAAAAGUCAAGUAUUUAUGAAUGUAAUUUUGAUCUCUACUGUAUGUUAUCCAUAUUAUUUAUGUGUAUUUAUCACGUUAAGUCAUGUCGUCACGUGUUGUAAAUGGCAUUUUAUUGUACUGUUUUUUAUGCAACAUUAUGUAAACUGAGGCAGAAUAAA
Molecule: messenger RNA, 2725 nt
Organism: Archocentrus centrarchus (flier cichlid)
Lineage: Eukaryota; Metazoa; Chordata; Actinopteri; Cichliformes; Cichlidae
Gene: asb13a.1
Product: ankyrin repeat and SOCS box containing 13a, tandem duplicate 1
Exons: 6
Coding region: 77-955 (292 amino acids)
Biological process (GO): positive regulation of protein catabolic process; intracellular signal transduction; protein ubiquitination
Molecular function (GO): protein binding
Source: RefSeq, a predicted model, not a curated record